Messenger RNA from Nannospalax galili (Upper Galilee mountains blind mole rat), 3866 nucleotides. RefSeq names its product UDP-N-acetylglucosamine pyrophosphorylase 1 (gene Uap1). The transcript is spliced from 11 exons. Gene Ontology annotation, molecular function: UDP-N-acetylglucosamine diphosphorylase activity. The record is from RefSeq and is a predicted model, not a curated record. NCBI's taxonomy places the organism in Eukaryota, Metazoa, Chordata, Mammalia, Rodentia, Spalacidae. Gene Ontology annotation, biological process: UDP-N-acetylglucosamine biosynthetic process. Bases 241 to 1809 code for a protein of 522 amino acids.
GCCCCGCAGCCGCAGCCAGUCACCGAGGUGUGAGGGGCGGGGUGGCCGGGGCCCGCGCUCCCCUCGGCCACCGCUCGCGGCCCGCCCCGCCGCCCCGGCCCCCCGGAUGACAGUAUAUAUUCCAGGCGGGCGCGGGACGCCGGCGAGAGGUCGAGCCGAAGGAGCCGGAGGCGGGCGGAGCCGAGGUUCACAGCUCUCACAUUCCUGGUUUCACAAAAACAGCUUGGCUACCAGAGCACUAUGAAUGUUAAUGACCUCAAACUCAGGUUGUCCAAAGUUGGGCAAGAACACCUGCUGCAGUUCUGGAAUGAGCUGGAAGAAGCCCAGCAGGUAGAGCUUUAUGCGGAGCUCCAGGCCAUGAACUUUGAGGAACUGAAUUUCUUCUUCCAAAAGGCCAUUGAUGGAUUUAACCAGUCCUCUCACCAAGAGAAAGUGGACGCACGAAUGGAGCCCGUGCCUCGAGAGGUGCUGGGCAGUGCUACCAGGGAUCAAGAACAGCUGCAGGCCUGGGAAAGUGAAGGAUUUUUCCAGAUUUCUCAGAACAAAGUGGCGGUUCUUCUUCUAGCUGGUGGGCAGGGGACAAGACUUGGAGUUGCAUAUCCCAAGGGCAUGUAUGAUGUUGGUUUGCCAUCCCAUAAGACACUUUUUCAGAUUCAAGCAGAACGUAUCCUGAAGCUACAGCAGCUGGCUGAGAAGCAUUAUGGCAACACGUGCGUCAUUCCAUGGUAUAUCAUGACGAGUGGUAGAACAAUGGAAUCCACGAAGGAGUUUUUCAUGAAACACAAGUACUUUGGCUUGAAAAAAGAGAAUGUGAUCUUCUUUCAGCAGGGAAUGCUGCCUGCUAUGAGUUUUGGUGGGAAAAUUAUCUUGGAAGAGAAAAACAAAGUCUCUAUGGCUCCAGAUGGGAAUGGUGGUCUCUAUCGGGCUCUUGCAGCCCAAAACAUUGUGGAGGAUAUGGAGCAAAGAGGCAUCUGGAGUAUUCAUGUCUAUUGUGUAGACAACAUAUUGGUAAAAGUGGCAGACCCACGGUUCAUUGGAUUUUGCAUUCAGAAAGGAGCAGACUGUGGGGCGAAGGUGGUAGAGAAAACAAACCCCACGGAACCAGUUGGAGUGGUUUGCCGAGUGGAUGGAGUAUACCAGGUGGUAGAAUACAGUGAGAUUUCUCUGGCAACAGCUCAAAAGCGAAGCUCAGAUGGACGACUGCUGUUCAAUGCGGGGAACAUCGCCAAUCAUUUCUUCACUGUACCAUUUCUGAGAGAUGUUGUCAAUGUUUAUGAACCUCAGUUGCAGCAUCACGUGGCUCAAAAGAAGAUUCCAUAUGUGGAUUCCCAGGGGCAGUUAAUUAAGCCAGACAAACCAAAUGGAAUAAAGAUGGAAAAGUUUGUCUUUGACAUCUUCCAGUUUGCAAAGAAGUUUGUGGUGUAUGAAGUAUUACGGGAAGAUGAGUUUUCCCCGCUUAAGAAUGCAGACAGUCAGAAUGGGAAGGACAACCCCACCACUGCAAGGCAUGCUUUGAUGUCCCUCCAUCAUUGCUGGGUCCUCAAUGCAGGAGGCCACUUCAUAGAUGAAAAUGGCUCUCGCCUCCCAGCAAUUCCUCGCAGUGCUACAAAUGGAAGGUCAGAGACCAUCACAGCUGAUGUCAAUUACAACUUGAAGGAUGCCAAUGAUCUACCAAUCCAGUGUGAAAUCUCUCCCCUCAUCUCCUAUGCUGGAGAAGGACUAGAAAGUUAUGUGGCAGAUAAAGAAUUCCAUGCACCCUUAAUUAUUGAUGAGAAUGGAGUCCAUGAGCUGGUGAAAAACGGCAUAUGAACCAUAAACCAAGUUCUACCACAGUAGGGAAUAGCUUUUAUUUUUGAUAGAUUAACUGUGAACAUACAGACUCUCUCCUGGAAGACUGAAGCUUGAACAUUCACAGGGUAUCAUUUUGUUGCUGAUCAACUCUAUAGACUUCUCAGAUCAGAUGACUGGGCUUCAGAUAACGUUUUAUGAUUCUCAACUCAUUGAAGGUCUUAUUUAUAUUUUUUAACUAUAUAUUUUUUUUCCAAGCCAAGGAGAACAUUGACCAUCCAAGAAAUUUCCUACAACUUGACUAGUUGGGAUGUUCACCAUGACUUGACUUGGAGCUGGAAACAUUUGUUUUUGGAGUUGUACAUAGUAAUUAUAAGUCAUUGUACAUGUAAGAAGGUUUCUAUGGCACUAAAAAAUUUGUUUUAUUUUAUCAAGCAUUAAAGUUUUUUUAAGAAAAUAACUGGACAGCAAAAUAAAAUUAUCUUCUCAUCUCUAGAGUGUUAUCUGUAUCUUGAGAAAAUUGUUAGAAAAAAUAUGAAACCAAGAGACAAUUGGAAUAGUGCAUAAAAACAAAUGGAUGCUUCUGUGAAGCUGCCGUCACAGAGCAUUUGUUGACAAACUUGUAAAUUUGGACUUCGUCUUCUAUUAGUUUACAACUUCUCCACUAAAAAUGGCCCCGCUCUCCCUGGCAUGGGGCACUCAGCAGGGUCUGGAGGCAUUUUUUGCUCAUCCUGACUGGAUGUUGGGCUGCUACUGCUAGCACUAUGGAGUAGAGAUGCAGUGCUUAGUGCCUGGGCUAGCUGCCUACAGGUCAGAACCAUCUGGCCAACACGUCCAUUGUCAAAGUUGAGAUCAUCAAGAGGAAACGUUGGAAUGAGGUAGGAAUCAUUUGGCAGCAGCAUAGAAUUUAUGAGUUAAUAGUCACUUUGCAUCCGUUCAAAUCACAGUGGAGCUAAUGGGUAUGUCCAUGACACUCCUGGAAGGUGAACCAAAGACUGCUUUCAAUCCUGGCCUCUUUCUCCAAGUUUGGAGGUGUUUAAUGAUGACAUUUCACUUCUUAAUGACUCUACUUCCCCUGAAAGUUCCCUUCUCAUAUUUAUGGUGGACAAAAUACUUAUUUUUCAGCAAAUGAUGUGUAUGACUCAGACUGUGUUUUACAUAGUAAAUGUAUACAUGGGUGACAUGCAGAGGAUUGAAGUGAGACUUGUUAGAUUUCCAUUUAAAAUUUGAAAUGUUUCUAAAUUUAUAUGUUUCUGAAAGAUCUGAAAUUUGUUGAACUAAAUUUCAUGAGUUUUUAUAGUGUUAGAAAAUGAUAACUGUGGCCAACAUCUGUUUAUUCAGCCCUAUUAUUUUCCUAUGAAAUGGGAACUUUUAUAAUCUAGUCCGCAAGGAAAUUGGGGCUUAGAGAUUAAGUAAAUUGCAUAAGACUAAAUACCUAGAAGGAAACAGAGCAGGAAGUGAAACCCAGAGACUCACUUUCAAACAUGUACAGUAAUAGAGAACAGAAUAAUCUUUAUUACUCAGUUUCUAAUAACUAGCAUAGGCUGUUCCUGAUUCAUUUACUUCCCACUUUCUUACUCCCCACAGGAUGACUUUAAAAUAAAUUCUACAAUGCUUCAGUGUUUAUAUGAGAGGUAGAAUUAUAUAUAUAUAAAAUGUGUAUAUCAGCAAUAUCUUUAAUAAUUAAAAUAAUUUUUAAUGUUUACAUUGACUUUCAGUCAGUGUUCAUAUUUUUCUAUGUCUACUAAGGAUAGAAGGGAUAAGUCUGACCAGCAAAGGUCGAGUGUGCAAGACUUACAUUUAAUAUCAUACUUUGUGGUGAAAGACCAUAUUUUUUCCCCCUAAAAUUGGGAAGAGUAUGUUUAUUUUCCCACUCCUGUUCAGCGUUACAUAGAAGUUCUACAAGGGGAUUUGAGGAUAUUAUAUAUACAUAUAUAUGUAUAUAUGUGAAGAUAUAUGUAUCAUAUAUAUAUCUCCAUUUUCCCCAAGCUUCAUGUAUGAAGAAGUAAACCUGUUUUUGUGGAUAACAUGACCAUCAACUUGGAAAACCCUAUGAAAUCUACAUGAGCAUUAUAAGG